AUGGUCUACGCCGUGGACGUUCUCUACGGCCUGUGGGAGCCCAUCCUCUUCCUCGGCCUCUCCGCCGCAUACCUCCCAUCAACUUUCCUCCAGAUCCUCCGCGACCGCGAGUGGGGGGCCUUGGCAUCAUUCGACCAGUUCAGCUACAUCUGGUUCGCCAAUCUCUGGCGGUUUGCGGGUCCUGUGGUGCGCGAAGGAGCAGAAGCCCGCGUCGUGCCUCUUCUACAAGGCCGAGUCCGUGCUGGAGCGAUUGUCGGUCCUGACGAUGGCGACUCUCCCCUUCCAGCGGGUGUUGGUGGCACAGUGAUCGAGAUUGGCCCUGGUAGCGGCAACUGGGUCAACAUCUUCUCCGACAAGUACCUCCUUGACCACGCGAACAACAAGGCUGACGGUGGCUACCGCACUCGUGUCGACAAGGCCUACGGUAUUGAGCCCAACGCUGAUCAUCACACUACACUCCGUCAACGUGUCCGUGACUCUGGUCUCGAAGGGCGUUACGAGGUCGUGCCUAUGGGCAUUCAGGACAUUGGCGCCUCUGGUCUCAUCGCGAAGGGUAGCGUCGACGCCAUCGUGACGGUAAUGUGCCUCUGCAGCAUUCCGGAACCAGAGAAGAACAUCCGCGAGCUCUACACGUACCUCAAGCCCGGUGGUCGCUGGUUCGUGUACGAGCAUGUCAAGUGUCAUCGCUCCCAAGGAACGUUCAUGUCUGUAUAUCAACGUCUUCUGAACGUCAUCUGGCCUUCUUUCAUGGGUGGCUGCGAUCUCUGUCGCGACACGGCAACGUCGCUGUUCGCUGCUGGUGACUGGACGGAGUUCGACCUCGCCAUGCCUGUUGACGAGCCGUGGUGGGCCACAACGCCGCACACGUACGGUAUUCUUACCAAGUAG
Messenger RNA from Cutaneotrichosporon cavernicola, 888 nucleotides. RefSeq lists its product as uncharacterized. NCBI's taxonomy places the organism in Eukaryota, Fungi, Basidiomycota, Tremellomycetes, Trichosporonales, Trichosporonaceae. The transcript has 2 exons. Bases 1 to 888 code for a protein of 295 amino acids. The record is from RefSeq and is a predicted model, not a curated record.